CCCCAAUACCAACACACACUGACAGCACAGGCUGAGCAGCCAGACCCAGAGUGACUGACCGUGGGCCCCACUUGUCCCGGCUGGCCUGGUCAGCCUCUGGAUUAUGGUCUGGCUGGGGCCCCCUUUGCUGCUCCCCAUCUUCUUCCUGGCUUCUCAUGUUGGCGCUGCGGUGGACUUGACGCUGCUGGCCGACCUGCGCCUGACCGAGCCCCAGCGCUUCUUCCUGACCUGCGUGUCCGGGGAGGCGGGGGCGGGCAGGGGCUCGGACGCCUGGGGGCCCCCGCUGCUGCUGGAGAAGGACGACCGCAUCGUGCGCACGCCCCGGCCCUGGCAGCCCCUGCACCUGGCCCGCAAUGGCUCGCGCCAGGUGACGCUGCGCGGCUUCUCGCAGCCCUCCGACCUGGUGGGCGUCUUCUCCUGCGUGGGCGGCGCGGGGGCGCGGCGCACGCGCGUCCUCUACGUGCACAACAGCCCAGGAGCCCACCUGCUCCCGGACAAGGUCACACACACGGUGAAUAAGGGCGACACGGCAGUACUUUCCGCGUGGGUGCGCAAGGAGAAGCAGACAGAUGUGAUCUGGAAGAGCAACGGAUCCUACUUCUACACCCUGGACUGGCACGAGGCCCAGGAAGGGCGGUUUUUGCUGCAGCUCCCAAGCGUGCAGCCGUCAUCAAGCGGCAUCUACAGUGCCACCUACCUGGAAGCGAGCCCACUGGGCAGCGCCUUCUUUCGACUCAUCGUGCGGGGUUGUGGGGCAGGGCACUGGGGACAAGACUGUACCAAGGAAUGCCCGGGCUGCCUGCAUGGAGGUGUCUGCCACGACCAGGACGGCGAGUGUGUGUGCCCUCCUGGAUUCACUGGGACCCGCUGUGAGCAGGCCUGCAGAGAGGGCCGUUUUGGGCAGAGCUGCCAGGAACAGUGCCCAGGCACAUCAGGCUGCCGAGGCCUCACCUUCUGCCUCCCGGACCCCUAUGGCUGUUCUUGUGGAUCUGGCUGGAGAGGAAGCCAGUGCCAGGAAGCCUGUGCCCCAGGUCAUUUUGGGGCUGACUGCCACCUCCAGUGCCAGUGUCAGAACGGCGGCACUUGUGACCGCUUCAGCGGCUGCGUCUGCCCCUCCGGGUGGCAUGGGGUGCAUUGUGAGAAGUCAGACCGGAUCCCCCAGAUCCUGGACAUGGUUUCAGAACUGGAGUUCAACUUAGAGACGACACCCCGGAUCAACUGUGCCGCCGUGGGGAACCCCUUCCCAGUCCGGGGCAGCGUGGAGCUCCGCAAGCCAGACGGCACGGUCCUCCUGUCCACCAAGGCCAUUGUGGAGCCAGAUAGGACCACAGCCGAGUUCGAGGUGCCCCGCUUGGCUCUUGGGGACAGUGGGCUCUGGGAGUGUCGCGUGUCCACGUCCGGUGGCCAAGACAGCCGACGCUUCAGGGUCAACGUCAAAGCCCAGGGGGUCCCCAGAUCUAAACCAAAAACCAAAGUUGUCUUUGAUGCCCAGAAGACAGAGUCUGCUCUUAUUUCCAAUGACGGGAGGGUGCUGUCUGGGCCAUGCCUUACCCCGAGUCUCCUGGCAGUGCCCCCGGUGCCCCUGACUGCCCCUCGGCUCCUGGCCAAGCAGAGCCGCCAGCUCGUGGUCUCCCCGCUGGUCUCCUUCUCCGGGGAUGGGCCCAUCGCCUCUGUACGGCUGCACUACCGGCCCCAGGACAGCACCAUGGCCUGGUCCACCAUCGUGGUGGACCCCAGUGAGAACGUGACGUUAAUGAACCUGAGGCCGAAGACGGGAUACAGUGUCCGCGUGCAGCUGAGCCGGCCAGGGGAAGGUGGGGAGGGGGCCUGGGGGCCUCCCACCCUCAUGACCACAGACUGUCCUGAGCCCUUGUUGCAGCCGUGGCUGGAGGGCUGGCAUGUGGAGGGCCCCGACCGGUUGCGAGUGAGCUGGUCCUUACCCUCGGUGCCGGGGCCACUGGUGGGCGAUGGUUUCCUGCUGCGCCUGUGGGACGGGGCCCGGGGACAGGAGCGGCGGGAGAACGUCUCGUCCCCCCAGGCCCGCACCGCCCUCCUGACCGGACUCACACCUGGCACCCACUACCAGCUGGACGUGCGACUCUACCACUGUACCCUCCUGGGCCCAGCCUCACCCGCUGCUCGUGUGCUUCUGCCCCCCAGCGGGCCCCCAGCCCCCCGACACCUCCACGCCCAGGCCCUUUCAGACUCCGAGAUCCAGCUGGUGUGGCAGCGCCCAGAGGCUCCAGCUGGGCCUAUAUCCAAGUACAUUGUGGAGGUGCAGGUGGCUGAGGGCUCAGGAGACCCGCUGUGGAUGGACGUGGACAGGCCCGAGGAGACGAGCACCGUCGUCCGUGGCCUCAACGCCAGCACGCGCUACCUCUUCCGUGUGCGGGCCAGUGUCCAGGGCCCCGGUGACUGGAGCAACAUGGUAGAAGAGUCCACCCUAAGCAACGGGCUGCAGAGUGAGGGCCCGGUCCAAGAGGUCCAGGCAGCUGAAGAGGGUCUGGAUCAACAGCUGGUCCUGGCUGUGGUGGGCUCUGUGUCUGCCACCUGCCUUACCAUCCUGGCUGCCCUCUUAACCCUGGCGUGCAUCCGCAGAAGCUGCCUGCAUCGCAGACGCACCUUCACCUACCAGUCGGGAUCGGGUGAGGAGACCAUCCUGCAGUUCAGCUCGGGCACCUUGACACUGACCCGGCGGCCAAAACCACAGCCCGAGCCCCUGAAUUACCCAGUGCUGGAAUGGGAGGACAUCACCUUUGAGGAUCUCAUUGGGGAGGGGAACUUCGGCCAGGUCAUCCGGGCCAUGAUCAAGAAGGACGGACUCAAGAUGAACGCAGCCAUCAAGAUGCUGAAAGAGUAUGCCUCUGAAAAUGAUCAUCGUGACUUCGCGGGAGAACUGGAAGUUCUGUGCAAAUUGGGGCAUCACCCCAACAUCAUCAACCUCUUGGGGGCCUGUGAGAACCGAGGUUACUUGUAUAUCGCCAUUGAAUAUGCCCCCUAUGGGAACCUGCUUGAUUUCCUGAGGAAGAGCCGGGUCCUGGAAACUGACCCAGCUUUUGCCCGAGAACAUGGAACGGCCUCCACCCUCAGCUCCCGGCAGUUGCUGCGUUUUGCCAGUGAUGCCGCCAAUGGCAUGCAGUACCUGAGUGAGAAGCAGUUCAUCCACAGGGACCUGGCUGCCCGAAACGUGCUAGUCGGAGAGAACCUGGCCUCCAAGAUUGCGGACUUCGGCCUUUCUCGGGGGGAGGAGGUUUAUGUGAAGAAGACGAUGGGGCGUCUCCCCGUGCGCUGGAUGGCCAUUGAGUCUCUGAACUACAGUGUCUAUACCACCAAGAGCGAUGUUUGGUCCUUUGGGGUCCUCCUCUGGGAGAUCGUGAGCCUUGGGGGCACCCCGUACUGCGGCAUGACAUGUGCCGAGCUCUAUGAGAAGCUGCCGCAGGGCUACCGCAUGGAGCAGCCUCGCAACUGUGACGAUGAAGUGUACGAGCUGAUGCGGCAGUGCUGGCGGGACCGUCCGUACGAGCGACCCCCCUUUGCCCAGAUCGCGCUGCAGCUGGGCCGAAUGCUGGAAGCCAGGAAGGCCUAUGUGAACAUGUCACUGUUUGAGAACUUCACGUACGCGGGCAUCGACGCUACAGCUGAGGAGGCCUGAGCUGCCAUCCGGCCAGAACGUGGCUCUGCUGGCCAGAGCAAACUCGGCUCUUCAACCUGUGACUUCUGACCCUUGUCGCCUGAGCUGCCUCAAGGAAUUGUUUUUUAACUUAAGGAAGAAAAAAGGGGAUCCAGGGAUGGGGUGGGCUUCGGGGGGGUGGGUCCUCAUCCUUUGCAGUUGCUCCCAGUGCCUCCUGAAUCACUGACGGCUACCCUCACGUCCUUCGUUCUAGUUCAGCUGUUCCACGUUUGUGCUCUUCUGUUCCCUGCCCUCAAACCCCUGCUUCAGCCCCUCCACUCAAGCCAGCACUCAUACCACUAACAUGCCCUGUUCAGCUGCGCCCCACUCCCAGCCUUGUAAUCAGGAAAAAUAAAUGCUCUGAGAAGCUCCA
Balaenoptera acutorostrata (minke whale) is the source of this 4043-nucleotide messenger RNA. RefSeq names its product tyrosine kinase with immunoglobulin like and EGF like domains 1 (gene TIE1). Gene Ontology annotation, cellular component: signaling receptor complex. Gene Ontology annotation, biological process: multicellular organism development; positive regulation of kinase activity; protein phosphorylation. Bases 104 to 3652 code for a protein of 1182 amino acids. The record is from RefSeq and is a predicted model, not a curated record. Lineage: Eukaryota; Metazoa; Chordata; Mammalia; Artiodactyla; Balaenopteridae. The transcript has 23 exons. Gene Ontology annotation, molecular function: ATP binding; protein binding; transmembrane receptor protein tyrosine kinase activity.